Messenger RNA from Oncorhynchus keta (chum salmon), 8917 nucleotides. Its product is annotated as tensin-1-like. Gene Ontology annotation, molecular function: protein binding. Lineage: Eukaryota; Metazoa; Chordata; Actinopteri; Salmoniformes; Salmonidae. The transcript has 31 exons. The record is from RefSeq and is a predicted model, not a curated record. Gene Ontology annotation, biological process: fibroblast migration. The coding region runs from base 668 to 6748 and encodes 2026 amino acids.
GAGGAAGGGAUGGAGAAUAAACGGAACCCCCUUUCUAGAUACCUCCCCCUUUUCUCCCGGGGAGAGGAGCAGCCUGACCCCAACAGGCUUUGUGAAAGUUCCUUCAGUGGAGGGAAAGAGAAACGGAGAGAGAGACGGGAGAAGGGAGAGAGACACGGGAGAAGGGAGAGAGCGAGGACAGGCACCGUCGAUAAAAAUAAGAGUGGGGGAAAGGAGAGAGAGGAAGGACAACGUUUUAGUAAUUAAAAAUAAAUACAUAUAUUUUUUACCCCUUUUUCCUCCCCAAUUUCGUGGAAUCCAAUUGGUAGUUACAGUCUUGUCUCAUCACUGCAUCUCCCGUACGGACUCAGGAGAGGCGAAGGUCAAGAGCCGUGUGUCCUCUGAAACGAGGAAGGACAAAGUUGAGUUGAGUGGCAGAGUCCGAGAUAGAGAGAGAGAGAGAGAGAGAGAGAGAGAGAGAGAGAGAGAGAGAGAGAGAGAGAGAGAGAGAGAGAGAGAGAGAGAGUUAGAGAGCAGGGAAUCAAGUAAGCAAGUAAGAGAUAUACUGCAACCGUCUCACCUCUUCCCUGACGCGUCAUGGAUUUGCGGUGCUGGAUAGCCCUCCUGUUUGGACUAGUUGGGAAUCAGGAGUAGCAGGAGCAGCAGAUUCCACCCGAAGGAAGUAAAGAUGCCUUCUGUGUCUCUCAGCCUGCCCGUUGCCCUAGCCGGGCGAGCCCGCACCUGGGUCUGCCUCUCCUGCAUGUUCUGGCCUGAGGAGUUUGAGGGGAUCCAUUCACACUCCUUUCGGGUGAAGACGUUCAAGAAGAGCAAGCACUGUGGCGUGUGCAAACAGACCGUCAGCCAGGAGGGGCUAAUUUGCAAAGUGUGCCGGCUGACUUGCCACAAGACAUGUGAAGUGAAGGCACCUGGUAACGACAUCCCCCUGAAGCAUGUAGAGACCUUGGGCUCCACAAAGUCCUCCAAGAGUAUGGAGUCUCCACGCAUACCAUCAAGGAGUGUGAGUCUACUUCAUGCCCUGGAAGAGAACUAUGAGUUGGACCUGGUCUACAUCACUGAGAGGAUCAUCUCAGUCUCCUUCUCCAGCUCUGCGGAUGAGAACAGCUACUCUGCAAACCUCCGCGAGGUGGCUUCCAUGCUGCGCUCCAAACACCAAGACAACUACCUGCUCUUCAACCUCAGCGAGAAACGCUGUGACAUGAACCAGCUCAACCCAAAAGUGUUGGACUUUGGCUGGCCCGACCACCACGCGCCUGCCCUGGAUAAGAUCUGCACUAUCUGUAAGGCUAUGGACAGUUGGCUGAGUGCAGACAGUCACAAUGUAGUAGUGAUACACAACAAGGGGAACCGAGGGCGAACAGGAGUGGUGGUGGCAGCAUACAUGCAUUACAGCAACAUAUCAGCCAGUGCCGACCAGGCCCUGGACAGGUUCGCCAUGAAGAGGUUCUAUGAAGACAAAGUACUUCCUGUGGGUCAGCCGUCUCAGAAGAGGUAUGUACAGUACUUUAGCGGCCUUCUUUCUGGGCAUAUUAAGAUCAACAACAAACCCCUGUUCCUUCACCACGUCAUCAUGCACGGUAUCCCCAACUUUGAGUCCAAAGGAGGUUGUCGCCCUUUCCUCAAGAUCUAUCAGGCCAUGCAGCCAGUCUACACAUCUGGGAUCUAUAGUGUCCAGGGAGACAGCCAGACCAGUGUCUGCAUCACCAUUGAGCCAGGCCUGCUGCUGAAGGGGGACAUUCUGCUGAAGUGUUACCACAAGCGCUUCCGAAGCCCACAGCGGGAUGUGAUCUUCCGGGUGCAGUUCCAUACAUGUGCUGUGCACGACUUGGGAAUCGUCUUUGGGAAGGAUGAGCUCGACGAGACCUUCAAAGAUGACAGAUUCCCAGAUUUUGGAAAGGUGGAGUUUGUUUUUUCCUUUGGUCCAGAAAAAAUCAAUGGGAUGGACCACUUGGAGAAUGGGCCCACUGUCUCAGUGGACUACAAUACCCAAGAUGCUCUAAUCCGCUGGGACUCCUAUGAGAACCUCAACCAGCAUUGUGAGGAGAUUAUGGAUGACGUCAUACACACCCAGGGCCCUCUGGACGGCAGCCCCUAUGCUAAAGUCCGCAAGAAGGAGUCCAUCGAGGAUGCGGUCACUGCCAAUGACCUCCUGCCCACCGCCACCGAACACGUCCUACCCACGGUUGACCACGCCCUGUCGUUGAGCAGCGACUCAGGCAACUCCACCGCCUCCAUCAAGACCGACCGCACUGAUGAGCCAGCCCCAGCAGCAGCAGCCCCACCAGUGAGCCAGCCGCCAGCGGCCCAGGAAGAGGCCCCAGUCUCGGGCACGGUUCUGGCCGUCCAACUCAUCAGUCCCCAGGAGAAGCAGGAGCUGGAGCAGCUGCUCAGUGGCCUGGAGGGCCCCAUGCAUUGCCAGGGCUACCUGUCCUCUCCGUCGGGCGGAGGGAUGGGGAUAGGACUAGGGGGAGGGGGAAUACUACACCUGGUGCCCGCCCAAGUUCAUGUGAAUGGCCACAACAGCAGCAUGGACAGAGAAACAGAUAUUCUGGAUGACGAGGUGGAACUGCCCACCAGCCAGGAAGGUAACAGCAUGGAUAGCUUGGGCACUCUGUCAUCCCUGGAAGGGAGAGCCACGCCAGCAGACCUCUACUACCAGGCUGAGAUGGUUAUCAACGGGCAUGACAAGGUCCCCUAUCUAGAGAGGAGCAUCCCAGACAGGCCCCCGGAAAACAUUGUCAUCAAUGUCGCAAUAGGCUCACAUGAUGUGGCUGACCAGGUUCCCGUCACCUUAGUGCGAAGCCUCUGCUCAGCUCAGGAUGGGACAGGUGAGUCAGUUCCCCCGGCAAGCGAUCACAUUAUCAGCCAGAAUGGAAACCUGUAUUGCUCACAGUCAUUCGCUGCAGACCAGAAUCCCCUCCCUCGAGCGCCAGCACGCAACACCAGCAGUCGUAACGCCGUCCAACGUGGGCUCAAUGUGUGGCAGCAAUAUGGCGUCCCAGAAGAGCCGGUGAUGGACGGGGUGUAUUUUGGCUCUCCUCCAUCCUCCAUGCCUCUACAGAGCCACCACAGCAUGCCCCACUUCCCCCAGCAGCAGACUGCCUCACAGCAGGAGAUUGAGCAGUCCAUUGAGGCCCUCAACCUGCUGAUGCUGGACCUGGACCCCGGCCGCCUGUUGGGGCAAGUGCCGAAGUCCCAGAGUGCCCCGGGAGAUAACAAGGAGGUGGUGACCACACAACCAUCCUUUUCCCAGUCCCUGGCCAGGCCCUCCUACCAGGCUGACUCAGCUAUCUCAGGAAGCCCUGCACCCAGUCUAGCUCAGGUCAUGCUGAGGUCCUCCCCUUUCCAGCCGUCCACGUCUCCAGAGCCCUCUGCCAUCCAGAGACCAACAGCCAUCUACCACCCUGGUCCCUCUGUAGCCCCUAUCCCUGGCUUCCCCACUGAUCCUUCCAGCCUAGGGGCAGCCAGAACCAGCUCAACCACCCAGGUCCCCAGUAGCGUGGGCCAGCUGCAGCUGAAACCCAUCAACAUGUACCCCCCCAGCAUCGUGUACCCGUCCCUGUCCUCGGAGCUCCGGGAGCCCCAACAGAGCCCCAGUGCCACGUUCUCAUCACCCAAUCCCAGAGAUGCAGAGCCUGAUGAAGCGUUCAACGUGAAGGGCCUAGUAGCCCAGCGUGUGUCAGAGUACUCGGCCCGAAUGCAACGCCGACUCAGGGCUCCUCAGUCUGAGCACCGUCACUCCCUCUCCCUCUCUGGUGUCCAGUCUUGUGGGACGUCAUUGGACGAGGCAUCGGCCCCGCCCCAUCACCGCACCACUAGUGAGAGACAAUGCAUCAACGGCCACGACGAAAGCUCUUCCUACCAACCCCCGGUCCGCUCCCCUAUUCGUUGCGUCUCCCCGGAGUUCGUCAACACCAUAGCGCUGAAUCCCGGGGGGCGUCCCAAGGAGAGACACAUCCACAGCUACAGAGAGGCUUUUGAGGAGUUGGAUGGAGGCCAAAUCAGCCCCACGCCCACUGUUGGUGGUGAGGUGUUCCCCCCUGCCUUCCCCGUCUCGCCGCAAACUCCUUACUUCAACCUGUGCCAAGCUCGUUCCCCUCCAGGUCUGAUGAAGACCCCUCUCUCUGCCUUGGGCCUCAAACCCCACAACCCAGCUGAGAUCCACCUCAACCAGAGUGGAUCAGAGCCGUUGAGCUACGUGGAGUCAGUGGCCAGAUCCGCUGUGGCCGGCGGGGGACCAGCAGGACCCCCCGUGACCCUCACCCCCCCAGGAUGGACCUUGGCUAGGCAGACGACCCCUGACCCCUCCCCAACCCUCAACCCCCUAUUGUCUAGCUGCAGCCCCAUGCACAGAUCAGAGCGAGAACACCCGUUGGCUGACAGCAGUGCGAUCAUCCCCUCGCAAGCGUCCAUUGACUCCAGCUUAAGCUGCUUUCCUUCCGAGGGCACGUAUCCCACCCCUAUCCCCAUUGCCACUCCCACCCCAUACCUCCAGGCCCUGGGCUCCCCAUCUCCCUUCCUUCAAGCCCUGGGAACCCCUACCUCCUCCUACUUGAGCUCCACCUACCCCACCCUGUCUUCCCUGUGUUCCCCCACCACCACACCCUCCUGGGACCUGGGUCACAGUGGCCUUAUGGGGAGCUAUGUCUCCCCGGACCCCAGCCCCCCCUCGCUCCAGCCAGAGGCAUCUGCCCGGGAAAGCCUUGUGGCCAUCCUCCCGUCGUCAAGAUCAAGAAGUCUCCACACACUGCAUCGUGACCCCAACAACUCAUCUAGCAUCCCCUCCCUCCAACAUCGGCAACAGCCCACCAAUCAGUGCAGCCCUGUCAUGGGCCACCAGCCCUCUCCGGCCAAUGGCUUUGUGGAGUUUGGGAUCACUGGGAUGGUAAUGACAGGAAGUCCCGUGUUGGGUCGCCACCACUAUAACCCAUGUGUGUCCCAGGGGACACAGUCUAGCCCAGUGCUGAGCCAACAACCGUCCCUGAUGCAGGCCUCCCAGGACAGCCCCAUGCUCAGUUGCCAGCCCUCCCUCACCUACAGCCAACCCAUCCAGUCCAGUAUACAGAGUAGUCCAGUUCUGGGCCUACAUCCAUCCCUCACCUACAGCCAACCCAUCCAGUCCAGUAUCCAGAGUAGUCCCGUGCUGAGCCGACAUCCAUCCCUCACCUACAGCCAACCCAUCCAGUCCAGUAUCCAGAGUAGUCCGGUGCUGAGCCGACAUCCAUCCCUCACCUACAGCCAACCCAUCCAGUCCAGUAUCCAGAGUAGUCCGGUUCUGGGCCGACAUCCAUCCCUCACCUACAGCCAACCCAUCCAGUCCAGUAUCCAGAGUAGUCCGGUUCUGGGCCGACAUCCAUCCCUCACCUACAGCCAACCCAACCAGUCCAGUAUCCAGAGUAGUCCGGUGCUGAGCCGACAUCCAUCCCUCAUUCACCAGCAGGGCAAUGGUAGUAGUCCGGUGCUGGGCCGACACCCGUCCCUUGGCCAGAUGUCACAAUGCAGUCCAAGUCUGGACCGACACCCAAUGCUGCAUAGUAGCGGCUACACCACCCCGGACGAAAGGCAGGGCACCCUGUCCCGUCAGAGCUGCUCCUCUGGGUACAACCCGCCCUCCACGCCCUCCUUCCCCGUCUCCCACGCGGGCUAUCUGGACGAGGGGAUGAUGAUGGGGGUACGGCAGGGCAGUCCGGCCCCACAGGCUCAGCCCCAGCUACCGGAGAAGAGGCGAAUGUCCAUUGGGGAGAGGCCCAACGGGGGGCUCUCGUACGGGACACUGAAUGGGAAAGUGUCCUCCCCCAUCAUGUCGAGUGGAGGCAGCACGCCCAGCACUAGCUACUUUCAUACACUGCCAGACUUCUCCAAGCUUAACAUGACUGACGGGAGUCCAGAGACCAGGCUGAAUGUAAAGUUUGUUCAGGAUACGUCCAAGUUCUGGUACAAGCCUGAUAUCUCCCGUGAACAAGCCAUCGGCCUGCUGAGAGAGAAGGAGCCAGGGGCCUUUGUCAUCCGUGACAGUCACUCCUUCCGAGGGGCCUAUGGCCUGGCCAUGAAGGUGGCCUCUCCUCCUCCUCCUACUGCUCAGCAGUCCAAGAAAGCUGGUGACAUCACUAACGAGUUGGUGAGGCACUUCCUGAUUGAGACGAGUCCUAAGGGAGUGAAACUGAAAGGAUGUCCCAACGAACCUUACUUUGGUUGUCUGUCAGCUCUUGUGUACCAGCACGCCAUGACUCCACAGGCCCUGCCCUGUAAACUGGUCGUCCCUACCAGAGAUCUCCACCAGGAUGUCCCAGACAUCGCCACGCCAACCAACCAGGCUGACUACCUCCUGAAACAUGGAGCAGCAUGCAAUGUGCUGUACAUCAACUCGGUGGACAUGGAGUCUCUGACAGGCCCUCAGGCCAUCGCCAAGGCGAUCUCGGAGACGAUGGCCGCCGCGUCCCCGCCCACCGCCACUGUUGUGCACUUCAAGGUGUCGCCCCAAGGCAUCACCCUGACGGAUAACCAGAGGAAGCGUUUCUUCCGGCGCCACUACCCUAUCAACACUGUCACGUUUUGUGAUGUCGACCCUCAGGAGAGAAAGUGGAAUAAACCUGAUGGGGGCAGAGCCAAGUUUUUUGGGUUUGUGGCUCGGAAGCAAGGAAGCACAACUGACAACGUCAGUCACCUCUUUGCCGAGAUGGACCCCGAUCAGCCCGCCAGCGCCAUCGUCAACUUUGUCUCCAAGGUGAUGAGCGGCUCGCAGAAACGAUGAGCUGACCUUUUGGCGACCCUUGGCUGUUAGUUUUUUGGGGUUGUUGUUCUUUUUAACUACGGAGGGAAUAUAUCUCCUUUUUUUUAGUUUGUAUUCUAAGUUUAAUCUUAGGUUUCACGUCUUUCCUUCUGAUCUCGUCUUAUACCUGUGUGUGUGUGUGUGUGUGUGUGUGUGUGUGUGUGUGUGUGUGUGUGUGUGUGUGUGUGUGUGUGUGUGUGUGUGUGUGUGUGUGUGUGUGUGUGUGUGUUAUACCUGUGUGUGUGUGUGUGUGUGUGUGUGUGUGUGUGUGUGUGUCUGUGUGUGUGUGUGUGUGUGUGUGUGUGUGUGUGUGUGUGUGUGUGUGUGUGUCUGUGUGUCUGUGUGUCUGUGUUUCUUCUUGGAAGGACUCCUUCGUGGCGCGAAGUAGGGGGGAUAGAGGAAGUGCAGUUUGUGGGGUGUGGCUGUGUAAGCUGUUGAAUGUUGGCUAUGGGAGGCCAUUGUGAUCUCUCUAGCAGGGCAGCACAAGAACAGGAAGAGGAAAUCAUGUCAGUGAUGAUGUCAGUGAGUGUGAUGCAUGAAAAAGAGAAGAAGUAGUAAAGUUGUGUGAUGUAAAGAAGGGUGUGAAGCUGUCUGGUUUUGGACUGUUCAACCAAAGAUUUUUAAAAAGCAGCAAUGUCACUGAAGGUAUGUUUGAGACAAUAUUUGGUAAAAAAAAAUGGCUACUUUAUCAAAACAUUUACAUUUUAUGUUCUUUCUAUAUACAAGUAAAUACUGUAUUUAUUUUAUUCCUAAAAAGUUUGCAUCUUUGCUUUCUUCGCAACCCGUAUUCAAGUACGUUUUUGCAUGCUGGCGAGUUUAAUCAAUGUAAAUAUCACAGUGCUCUCUUGGUAGGGCGUGGGUGACUUGGAUGACUUGGGGCCUAAAAAUAUGGUUGGAAUUUUUUUUGUUGAGCUUACUGUAGAGAAAGAAAAUAAAGAAAAAAGCACAGUUGUUCUCUUCAGAACAACAGAAAACAUCUGACUUCAGAACAUCUGUAUUGGUCUCCUCCGACUUCCACUGUUCUCUUCAGAACAACAGAACACAUCUGACUUCCACUGUUCUCUUCAGAACAACAGAACACAUCUGACUUCCACUGUUCUCUUCAGAACAACAGAACACAUCUGACUUCCACUGUUCUCUUCAGAACAACAGAACACAUCUGACUUCCACUGUUCUCUUCAGAACAACAGAACACAUCUGACUUCCACUGUUCUCUUCAGAACAACAGAACACAUCUGACUUCCACUGUUCUCUUCAGAACAACAGAACACAUCUGACUUCCACUGUUCUCUUCAGAACAACAGAACACAUCUGACUUCCACUGUUCUCUUCAGAACAACAGAACACAUCUGACUUCCACUGUUCUCUUCAGAACAACAGAACACAUCUGACUUCCACUGUUCUCUUCAGAACAACAGAACACAUCUGACUUCCACUGUUCUCUUCAGAACAACAGAACACAUCUGACUUCCACUGUUCUCUUCAGAACAACAGAACACAUCUGACUUCCACUGUUCUCUUCAGAACAACAGAACACAUCUGACUUCCACUGUUCUCUUCAGAACAACAGAACACAUCUGACUUCCACUGUUUUCUUCAGAACAUCAUAACACAUCUGACUUCCACUGUUUUCUUCAGAACAACAGAACACAUCUGAAUUCCACUGUUCUCUUCAGAACAACAGAACACAUCUGACUUCCACUGUUCUCUUCAGAACAACAGAACACAUCUGACUUCCACUGUUCUCUUCAGAACAACAGAACACAUCUGACUUCCACUGUUCUCUUCAGAACAACAGAACACAUCUGACUUCCACUGUUCUCUUCAGAACAUCAGAACACAUCUGACUUCCACUGUUUUCUUCAGAACAACAGAACACAUCUGACUUCCACUGUUUUCUUCAGAACAACAGAACACAUCUGACUUCCACUGUUCUCUUCAGAACAACAGAACACAUCUGAAUUCCACUGUUCUCUUCAGAACAACAGAACACAUCUGACUUCCACUGUUCUCUUCAGAACAACAGAACACAUCUGACUUCCACUGUUCUCUUCAGAACAACAUAACACAUCUGACUUCCACUGUUUUCUUCAGAACAACAGAACACAUCUGACUUCCACUGUUUUCUUCAGAACAACAGAACACAUCUGA